Molecule: messenger RNA, 8052 nt
Organism: Bradysia coprophila
Lineage: Eukaryota; Metazoa; Arthropoda; Insecta; Diptera; Sciaridae
Gene: PKD
Product: serine/threonine-protein kinase D3
Biological process (GO): intracellular signal transduction; protein phosphorylation; phospholipase C-activating G protein-coupled receptor signaling pathway
Cellular component (GO): cytosol
Molecular function (GO): ATP binding; protein serine/threonine kinase activity
Source: RefSeq, a predicted model, not a curated record
GUGUGUUUUUUUACUUUUAUUUGUCAACGUCAACCACAAAAUGAAGAAAUAAACGAAAUAGGAUUUUAUUAUUUAUUUCUAUUCGGUCUGUAGAGGACGAAAAAAAUCUAAAGGAAACACAGAAACAUGUUUCAGUUUCAGUUGUCCAAGUAAACAAUCGUACAUUUUUCGAUAAUCAUGUGUAGUUUAAUGUGAUUGUGUUGUUUUUAAACGAUAAAUAAAUAUAAAGUUUGGUGUUAUAAAGAUUUUGUUAAUGCAAUUUUUUCGGAUAUAUUUCUUGAAAACCGAACACCAAAACCUACAGUGACCAUGGAAGGACCGGAAAUAACAUUUUUAUUCCAAUUUGGAAACCUUCGUGAUACAGUAACCUGUGCCUGCAGUGCAAUAACUCUAAAAUCACUGAAAGAUAUGGCGUGCGAAUUUAUUAAUUCUAAGAUUCCUGAAAACGGCCUAAGUCAUUUGCCUGAACGUCUACUUCUGUUUCGUCAUGACUACACCAGCUCCAAUGUAUUACAGUUGGUGAAUGCAGCGUCGGAAAUAACUGACGAAACGCUAAUCGAAAUAGUACUAACCGCAACACCUCUAACCUAUGCAAACAAUCACGAUGACAUACCAACCAUUCGCCCGCACGCAUUGGUAGUCCAUUCAUAUAAGACGCCAACAUUUUGUGAUUAUUGCGGUGAAAUGCUGUUCGGUUUGGUGCGACAGGGACUAAAGUGUGAGGGUUGCAGCCUGAACUAUCACAAACGGUGUGCGGUUAAAGUGCCGAACAAUUGCAGUCGCAACGAUCCAACGAGGCGAUUUUCAACGCUACAGCCGCCACGUAGUCCAUCGGGCGGCUCGAGUAGUUCAUUGAUAUCUGAGGAUCAAUCGAAUUCCGGUUCUGGUUCGUCGCUGCAAGUACCACCCAGUACACGACAUAGUCGCUCACCAUCGUUGACGAGCCGAGGCAACAGUGCAACGGGUCGAUGUAAAAUUCCACACACAUUCGCCAUACAUUCGUAUACUCGGCCAACGGUAUGUCAAUUAUGUAAAAAAUUACUUCGUGGACUAUUUAAGCAGGGUGUCCAAUGCAAAGACUGUCAUUACAAUGCACAUAAGAAAUGUGUCGAUAAAGUGCCGAAAGAUUGUACGGGUGAAAAUGAGAUUGGCUCAAAUGACACAAACGAUAGCAGUAUUAGUAGCGAACGAGAUUCAUUCUAUCGUGACGAAUUUGAUGACAGUGAUCUGGACGACAACCCAUAUAAUAGCAAUAGUAAAGGUAACAAUGUGCCGCCGGUCAAAUUGAAUGGUUCAUCGACAUACCAUGAUUUGGAUAUCGAUUCACUCGAUAUUGAUGCGGAGCGUUCACGACAAUCCAGUUCAUCGUCAUCGCCAAGCGCGAACAUUCCACUCAUGCGAAUAGUUCAAUCGGUGAAACACACAAAACGGCGCAGCGGCCAGGCGAUCAAGGAGGGCUGGCUGGUUCACUUCACCAACAAAGAGAAACCAGUGAAACGCCACUACUGGCGCUUAGAUUCAAAAGCAAUAACUAUGUUUGUGUCCGAUCAAGGAAGCAAGUACUACAAAGAGAUUCCGUUGAAUGAGAUUUUGACCGUUGACACUGCCAGAAAUUUGUCUGGCAACGAGGCGCACUGUUUCCAAAUUCGAACAGCGAACAUUGACUAUUAUGUAGGUCAAGAUCCAUUACUUACGUAUAAAGCUGGCGAGCCAUUAGUUCUUCCACCACCCGACAGUGGCAUUGGAGCGCAUCUGGCAAAGAGCUGGGAGACAGCCAUUCGUCAAGCGAUGAUGCCAGUAACUAGAACGUCUUCCGAGGCCGAAGAAAAUGUGCAAGACAUUGGUAAGCUGUAUCAAAUAUUUGCCGAUGAAGUGCUGGGUUCCGGUCAAUUUGGUAUUGUGUAUGGUGGAUUGCACCGAAAAACGCAUCGUGAAGUGGCUAUAAAAGUGAUUGAUAAACUUCGUUUUCCAACUAAACAAGAAGCUCAACUGAAGAACGAAGUGGCCAUAUUACAAAACAUUUCUCAUUGCGGGGUCGUUAAUUUGGAGCGAAUGUUUGAAAAUCCCGAAAAAAUCUACGUCGUAAUGGAGAAGCUAAAGGGAGAUAUGCUGGAAAUGAUAUUGUCCAGCCAGCGUGGAAAGCUCAGCGAACGUGUUACGAAAUUUUUAAUAACUCAAAUUCUGGUUGCAUUGAAACAUUUGCAUAGCAAAAAUAUUGUUCACUGUGAUUUGAAGCCGGAAAAUGUGCUUUUAUCAUCUGAUGCCGAAUUUCCCCAAGUAAAAUUAUGCGACUUUGGGUUUGCCAGAAUAAUCGGCGAAAAAUCAUUUCGUCGGUCGGUUGUUGGAACGCCUGCUUAUCUGGCUCCGGAGGUGUUGAGAAACAAGGGCUACAAUCGAUCGCUCGAUAUGUGGAGCGUGGGCGUUAUAAUAUAUGUGAGCUUAAGUGGAACGUUUCCGUUCAAUGAAGACGAGGACAUCAAUGAUCAAAUACAGAAUGCUGCGUUCAUGUAUCCAUCGUCUCCGUGGAAGGAAAUUUCUAGUGAUGCUAUCGAUUUGAUCAACAAUCUGCUGCAAGUAAAGCAACGAAAACGGUUCACCGUCGACAAGAGUCUCUUGCAUACGUGGCUGCAAGAUCCGCAAACGUGGCAAGAUUUGCGACAACUCGAACGACAAGUGGGUAUAAGAUAUUUAACGCAUGAAUCGGACGAUGCACGAUGGGCAUUGGCCGGUCCUUGACCUAUUUCACCGAUUUCGCCGAGUACGUCACCGAAAUUGGAGGCUGUUCGCGGAAAGGCGCUGAAAUGGGUUCGAGGGCGACUCUGUCGCAUUGUUAAGGCCUAAUUAGUUUCCAGUUCAUGAAGACUACACCCAGCAACAACAAACAAAUUAUUAAGAAUUAAGGUAAACGUUUAGCAUGUUAAGAACGUAAUUACAAUUUACAAGAAACGAGAAAGAAAGAAAAAAACAUAAGAAAAUUGUGGUAGAUUUUGUUACAAAAAAAAAGGAAUUGACAAAACUGAGUAGUGAAAAAGAGUAAACAAAAAAAAAUAUUUUUUAAAAAUCUCAUUAUUAAGAUUUCUACUUUCAUGACUUUCAUAAUACUCUAUUUCUCUAGAUACUUUUCUCAUUAAGUAAAUGACAAACUUGUUUCUUAAAUUAAAUUUUUAUUUUGCGAAAAACAAAAUCUCUAAAACGGGAAUUGAUUCUCACAAUCCUUUCUAAAAUGAUUUGCAGACUUGUCUAGUUAGACCUGCAAAUUAGUGCAGAAAAAAUCUUGCUGGCCAUUUGGUGAACGAAACCCGUUUGCGUGCAUUAUAAUAUUUUGGCCGAAGCCAAACCUCUGAACAGGUCACCGUUAUCUGAAUCGGAUCUGAAAAUAUCUCUGACCCCGUUUUGACCUGAACCUGAUAUGAUCAAUUUUGACCUUACCUGACUCGACCUGAAAUCUUUUAAAAGUGAAAUCACGUUGCAUGUAUUAAAACCUGACAGGUUACCUAAAUAACUUGGAGGAAAAUUUCAGGUUCCCUGAAACCAUACCUGGUUCAGGCAAGAAAAGGUCAGGCCAAGCCGUCAUUCCGACCUAAAAACAAUUAGGUCUUUUCAAUUUUAAUGAUAAAAAAUUCGAAUUUUUCGAUGGGCAGACAUUGAACUUUCUGGUUAAACUGGCUUUUGACUACGGUCAACCUAUAUCGAACUUAAAAAUCUGAAAAUCGACAAAAGUGCUAGCGCUGCUGACGAAAAUUACCAGCAAAAAUGCUAACUUCAAACGUUAAUUAAAAAUCAGAGACAAAUCCAAAUUUAUGACUUCGUGUUUAUACCCUAAGCCAUUUACUUUCUUUGUACACUAUACCAUAUGCAUCUAAAGUCAGUAAGGGAAAUUUUACAGAAUACCAACAUCAAAUACGAUUCGAACAAUUUCUUAAUUUUUCAUUGCAAUUCGAUUUCUACUCGAAGGUGAGAUUAGUAUUUUUUUAGCGAUAGACCUCAAACAUGGGGUGUACGAUGUAAUUAAAUGAUUUGAGAUCGUUUCUGAUUUAUCAUUGAUUCAGAGUCGAUUUUUUAAAACAUCCUCUUGCACGCAAAACGCUAAAUACCGCUUGUCACGUAGAAUCUCCGAACUUCAAAGACUAGUCAGUCGAUCAGCGUUAGAGGACGGUGGUCCCGUCUUUAAAAAAAUUAAUUAUUAUCUCUAUUACACUGCUGUAUACUGCAUCUUGUACCUUAUUUACAAUUUUUAUUUAUAUUUUCGUGUUUCUCUUUUUUAUUUUUAUUUUGUUGUGUUUACAGUAUUUCAUAAAUACUUUUAUUUAUUAAAACUAUUUUUAAAUUUUAAGAGAUGAUGGUUCCAAUCGUUUUCGGCAAAAAAUGCACUACAAUUUUAGACAACGUCCGUAUUGGACGGAUUACGUUUUUGACUUAUAUAUUGUAAGAGGACGUAAAACAUGAAAAUUAUAAGUCCACUCUCCAUGAGACGAAAUGGCGACUUUAGUUUAUUUGUCGAUUUAUACCAGCCGCAGCCUGGUAAAAAGUGCCACAAAAACGUAGCCUUAAAUCUAUUGUCUUCUGAGAAGUGAGACUACGGUUUUAGUAUUUUCCGAGACGUUUCUCAUAACGUUUAAGUUUUACAUUUACUAUAAUUAUAAGUCAAACUGUCGCAAUUACUUAACUUUCCAUUCGAACAGUUGAAACCCUGCUCUCACGCAAACCAGAGCGUAGCUCCAUUAUUUCAACGAUUUACACACAGCAGCAGUUCUUAUUUUAAAAUAAUAAAUCCAUCCCACAUGACUAGACAGCGUUUGGUGCCUUCGAUUUUUGGUUUUACCUUUGCCGUUUUACAUUUCUUGCGCGGCGUUCGACUAUCCACAUAAUUAUUCCUCAUACGAAAGAGCCAAUUUUCAUUACUGAAUAAGCAUAAAUCGUCUCGUUGAAGUACUGUUUAGUUUGGCAGCUAAUUUUAAAAGCGUUAUUGUCUUUAUGAGUAAUUAUUAUGAUGUUGUCAGCGCACGUAUAUUUCCAAGUUGAAGUGAAAAUCGAAAUUUGGUCUCUUGAACAUCCGGGAUUUACAAGGAUUAAAACUAUUUUCAAUUAAUAGUAAUACAAUUUUUUUUAAUGAUUCGUUAAACUCUUCUUUAUCAAUGGUAUGUUGCUUUCCGCAUCCUGUCGACAUUGUUUAUUAUGAGUUGACCCUAUUGCUGAUCAUACGAUUUUACAAUGUACUUAUGACCAGGCUGCCAUUAAAUGACCAGGCUGCCAUUUUUAAUAUUCCUUCAACAGUGGUUACUUCAACAUCUUCAGCUCCUAAGGGAAUAUAAGGGCUCCGACCUCACCUGGGUUAAAAUUCAUAGUUGAACAUGGGGACAAUGUGUUAAUGAGGUUUUUGGUUAAUGUGUUAAUCUAUUUACAAUAUUAGGAAUAUUAGGAAAUAUGUGCGCCAGGUGAGCCAAAUAGUGUACUUUUGCUUUAUUUUUCUUUUCUUAGCUAAAUUUUGAAGAAUCAAAUUCGUUUAAAAUGCACUAAUUAACAAAAGUCUCAAUUUUAACUAUUAAUUAUAUUGGAAUCUCGAGUUAAACUCGUUCGCAGAACGAUUGGAACCGUCAUUAUUAGUGAUAACGAUAUUGUGUGGAAGACGCAAUUAAAACAUUCUACUUUUUGUAAUAAUUUUUUUUUAUACUUAUUGAUCUAAAUGUUGAAAACAUUCUAUUUUUUGUUCAAAAAUCAGCUUUGUUUUUAUCUUUUUGAAUCUAAAGGUAAUCUUUAUCAAUUAGUAUACUUCAUGGCACAUUUUAUACGUCAAAGUCACAAAUUUCUAAGAUGACAAAGAUAAACAGUCAUUAAAGGUCUGGUACCGAAAAACUUUUAAUUUUAAUUUUUGUGACUCGAUUCGGUUUUGUUUCUAUAUUGCCCAACAAUCAACAAUACAAAAACUAACUAGCAAAACAUCUUAACAUUUGAUAAUCAAUUAACUCUUUGUGUCCGAUCAUCCUUUCAUUUAAUUCUACGUUUCUAUAUGUUGCUAAUACCUUUCACAUUUUUUGGUAAAAAAUUGACAUUUGAAUGAAGACUUUUUGUGCAUUAUCCUCGGCACUGAAAGGAUUUUUUUAUCAGACCUGGAAAAUAUUUUUUUUUGUAAAUUUUAAGACACCGGGAUGUACAAAGUAAAACAUAUUUUCUAUUGUGCCAUUUUCACCUCACAUAGACGACAAAUUAUAUUCGACAACUCAUCUUCCAAGAAACAGGUUCGAAUAUUUGAUUGAGACUAAAUUCGCCAUAACCUAGAAUUGAUCAACGCUCAGCUUAAUGUUACCGAAUCUACCCUCACUUCUAAAAUUAUUACUUUUCACAAAUUACACAAACUGUUGGCAUCCGCACGGAAAAUUCGUGGAUUUCGUUAAAGGCUGUGUAAUUUAUAAUGUGGCUGCAGUUCUUAUAAUAUAGCUGCAAGACUUAUAAAAAUAUAGCUACUGAACGCAUAUCCUAUUAAUGUUGGUUAUUUACCUGCAAUGUGAGUUACACAACUAUAUUAUAGAUUACAGAGCUACAUUAUGCAUCGACAACACAUGUUAUAGCUAGGAUUUGCAUAUUGUGGCUGUGUACUCUAUAUCAUAGCUGUGUAACGCAUAUUUGACGUAUGAAAAAUAUAGCUGUGUGCUGCAUAUCAGAAAAUGUAUGGGACCAUGCAUUCAAGUUGUGAUUCGUACUGACGCUUGGUCGGACUCAAUGUUAACAGAUAAAGAAAAAUCGUAAAAUAGCUUGGCUGAUUUUAAUAAAGCUUGAUUGUCAGGUUAUAGAAAUACCUCUUCAAUAGUCAAAAUCCGUGGAAACACAGACGAAUGAAAGUAUAUAUCCGUAUAUAUCAGAAAUCUCAUGCAUUAGAAACGAAUUAAGCCAAGUAACUGCUCCCAAAUGUCAAACUAGGAAUUUCACAGAAAACAAUUGAAUAGGCGAUUCUUCAUGCAGGCAGUCUCAAUUCACUUUCUUUCAGAACCUGAAACAAUGCUCCAAUGACAACUCACUAAAGUAAAAAUGCUAAAUAUGAAUACUACAGACUUGAAUUAGGCUGUGUGCCUUAUAAUAUAGAUGCAGAAUUUAUAUUGCGGUAACAACGCUUCGAAAUAAUGACGUGUUAAAGCACAAGCAAAAUUAGCACAACAGCAUCAUAGGUGACGGUCGGAUUCUCAGGUUAAGCAUCAAUGGGCGCGGUUAGUACUUGGAUGGGUGACCGCAAAAUUCAUGAAAGUUUAGGAAAAAAUUUUAUUUCUCGAGAUAGAUUUGAAACGCGUCUCACAGCUAUAAUAUAAGUUACACAGCUAUUUUAACUACAGUCUUCGCAAUAUGCAUUACACAGCUAUAUGCCAAAAAAUGGGGGUGCUAAGUCCACUUAUAGAUCUCACACGCAUAUUGGGAUUUUCCGUGCGGUUAAAAUUGUGCUGGUAUCAGCAUUCAUUUCUUAAUUGUGAGUACUAAGAACUUGAGUAGAAUGCCAAAUAUAUUACACCUGAAAGAGAAUAUUUAGCUCAGCAAAACUCUUGACGGGUUAUUUAUCUCAAUUCUAAAAAUACACUAUCAAGUCAAGAUCCCUAGUGCAUGGUCAAUUCAAUUUAAAUAUUGUGACUCGCUAUUUUACAACUAACAAACUAACUCAACAUUGGUUCGAUUCUUCUCGUAAGCGCAAACUGAAAAUUUGUUUAGAACGAUAAUAAUAUUCUAAAUGCUGUCAAAACGCAAUCUGAGUCUGAGUCUAUAAAUAAAUCAUAUAUCAAAUUGUUAUUUAGUGAAUACAGAACAGUUUUUGUUAUUGUAAUAAUCGAUGCAAAAUCUAAACAUUCCUGUGCACACAAAUUGUCGGCUAAAAAUGCAACGAAAAACAAUAGUUAUUUACACAAUAAGAGAGGAAGUAGUUCUUUGCUGGUCUGCAGCCGAAACCGAGUGCAGGGGCUGCAAACUCGUAAAAAACGUACUAUCUCCGUUUGCAUACUAUGGAAUGCGUAAGCUUAAGUUUAUGCUCCUUUGAGGCUGAUAGCGGAAAGAGUUACUGACGCUCCUUGAUAUGCA